AUGGAGGAAACUGCAGCUCUGCUCGCCUCUUCUGUCUCCAAGCAGCGAUUCGCAGGAGUCUCGAAGCUCUCGGAUCAGCUUCGGGCACAGGGAGUGACACCUGCAACCGCUGCCGCUCUAUUGACGCACGUACUGCCUUGUUUACGUGAUCACAACUCGAAGAUCGCUCUGGGUGCACUGGAAAUUCUCGAGCGGCUGCUGCUGGCGCCAGUGGCGGAGAGCACGUUGCGCUCGACGUUCAAGUUGCUCUGGACGAGCGUUGUCGAGCGGCUGGGAGAUAGCAAGCUACAUGUUCGGCAGAAAGCAGUGGACGUUGUUGUUGCAGUGUCGGUGGUGCUGGAUGUGUCGAUAGUGCUGGAAAAGCUUCAGCUUUGUAUGAAGCACAAGAACUGGCGCACGCGCGAGCAGAGUCUGUAUGCAAUGUGGAAAUGUUUGGAGAAGCAUCAUUUGUUCAAAGAAAAACAGGGCGAGCUGUUGGAUGAUGUGCUACAAUCACUCGAGGAUUCGUCAAAGGACGUGCGCGACGCAGCAAUGACUGCGCUGGAAAAGUUUUACACGUAUAUCGGUACCUCGCUAUUGAAUGAUUUGCAAAACAAGAACCUUCGCGCGGGACAGAUGAAGACGCUAGAGGAACGAUUCAAGCAGAUCCCUAAAAGUUCUGGCGUCACUGUACGUGCGCCAUCGUCCUUCGGUACCGCUUCGGUAUACAAUGGCGCUCUCGAGCCAGACAGCAACCUGUCUCAUGCCCUGUCAUCAAAAUGGUCAUCCUCCGAUACGCAGGCUCCCUCAUCGUCAUCUGUGGCACGGUAUUUGGAAUCUGUACGACAUCGCACGGUAAACGAGGCAAAAGCGGUCGCUCUUGUAGCAGAUGGCGAUCGGUCUCCGUCUCGUGAGUCCCCUGGACGAAGUCAGGUCGUGCAAGACUGCAGCUUGCGUGGAACGAGUAGUGACGAUAUCUCCGAUAAGGAUAUUCAAAAACAGCUCGGCGUAGUAUUCAGCAAGCUGCAACAUGACAACGAUUGGGACAAACGUGUGGAUGGGUUGAAGAUGCUCCAAAAACUGGCGAACCGAUGCGCCAAGCGCGGGGCUGCGAUCACGUCUCUAUCUCAAGGUCUCCGCCCGAUUCGCGAGCGACUAUGCCAGCAAGUUGGCGACCUCCGAUCUUCUGUGUCCAAAGAAGCAUGCGAGACCAUCCAGAUUCUUGCCAGAACUCUGACUGAUGAGUUCAACGCUCACGCCGAAAUUUGUCUCGGCAAUUUGCUGAAAGUCACGUAUAUAACUAUCCAAGUAGUUUCGACUGCAGCAGACACUACAAUUCGAGCCAUCAUCGAGAGUACGAGUAACGGCUAUACACGCGUGAUCCCAAAGUUGAUCGAAUGUGCGAGUUCUCGGAAUCACGUGCUGCGAUAUAAUGCGGUGUGCUACUUGACUCUGACCCUGCAGCGUUGGAGCGUCAAUUUUCUGAGCAAACACUCGGAUUUGUUUGUGCCAAUCAUGCCAGUCAUUCUGCGAGACGCGCUCGUCGAUGUGCGCGCGCAGUCACGGAAGUGUUACUGGUCGUUCCAGCAUAUUUUUCCGACAGCGGCUGAGAGCAUAUUCGCCCGCUUGGAUGGACCAACACAAAAGAAUUUGCGUGACGAUUCCUCGAAGUCUACUGCACAAGCAGCACGCGUGACAGAGUACAGUUCGCUGGUUACCCCUGCGCCACCAAAUAGCACACUCGUGCGCCCAGCACUUCGAACGACCAAUACAGCUCAGCCGGCAGCCAGUACGCUUGCUGUAUUGAAUUCCGUGACCUACAAUGUUGUUGAACCGGCCGUACAGCGUGAUGCUACGUCAGAAGAGUCGGCAGCCGGCAAAUUACCGAGGCGUGUGUUCGAAAAGAGUUCGGGUGUACAGGGAGUCGACGCUGCUGGAGGAGGUGCGCAACCUUCGCGAGUACUAUCACAGGGUCCACUACGCGUCGGACUUGCCGCUUCAGCGAGGCCGUCGAUUCCCAAGGACAGUUCCGCUUCAGCGAAUGAAACGAAGAAGAGCACUGCUGUGGGCCCUCUUCGCGUGCGAAACACGCCAACGUCGCUGCAGACGACAAGUGCCACAAAGGAGAGCUUGUGUGCGUCGAGACAAGGGCUAUCGACGGCCGGGAUGCAAACUAGUUUGAUCCCUGCUUCCAAGGUGCAACGAGUCCAGUGCGCAGUAGAACCUCAAGCCCCGACACUAACGGAAAUCGAAGAGAGUGGUCCAAAGAGAUUGCUCGUUGCAUCGAUGCCGUCGCCGACAGCGUCGCAUGCGUCAAGCUCGAGGACAAAUGUCUCAUCGAGGGAUGAUUCGCUCGACAACAGGCCAAAGCGAGCUGUGCCCGCGAAAUCGUCAGAACGGCUCCAGGCUGUUGUGCUGCCUCUUGCGGAUCAUCUUGAGGAAGCUCUUCGUAAGGUUGAAGACGAGUCCUGGUCUACUAGAUUGGAAUCCGUCGAGUUCAUUGGCAAGUUACUUCGAGAGCACGUCGACCAGAUCGCGAAUGGCUCUAGUGAAGACCGCAAAGUGGACGGGCGGAUCUUGAUCGCGUUCAUUAAACAUCUGGGCGAUGCUCACUAUCGCGUCUCACAAGGCGUGCUGAAACACUUCUUACCACUGCUACAGCUCUGUGGCGACAAUCAAAUACUGGCUCCUCAUCUGAAGACGAUUUUGCCGAAGCUGUUUCAGAAGUUUGUUGAUACCAAAGAUGCAACUCGCAUGGUCGCUAAAGAGAAUCUGGAUCACAUUGCGUCGACGGUUGAUAGCUCAACGCUGGCUGCGAGAAUGAUAUCGAUGCUGGGUGACGGGAGUAACAUGAAGGUCAAAGCUGCGAUGUGCCACUACUUGCGCGAGUUGCUGCCUAGAGCAGAAGGAUACAUGAAGAACGGUAUCAACAAUAGUCACAUGAGGUCCUUCCUGCUCAGGAUUGCUUUACUUAUGGAUGCCGACGUUCCCGUUUCGGUUGCAUCAGCUUGUGGCGACCUAGUCUCAGUGGUUGCGCAGCUUUACGCGCGAGAGAUGGAUGUGGCGUUAGGAUUGCUUCCCCCGUCAAAGCGUUCGGUCGUCGCCAAAGUGCUCAAGUCCAAAAAGAUUGUUCUAACCUGCAACUAUCCUGAAAAUCAUUCAGCUUCCUCAACAGCUCCGCACAAGACCCGACCACCGAAUGGGGAUAAUAACAACAACCGUGUCGUGGAAAAGAUCGCACGCAAACCAGAGAGGAGCCGCAAGCGACCAGAGUCACCAAGCGUGGACUCUUCGGGCUCUGCUCAGCAGAACGACCAAAAACGGAUGAACAUGACAUCUCAAUCGAUUUCUGAAGAUCUGAUGAACAAUCGCAUUGCGGGUCAAAGUAACGAAGACGUUGUUACAGCUGUAGCAUCGCCAAGGUCUGUAGUAUCGUCCAGUGUGUUGUUUCCGUGCGGUGGAGUUGCGCUGGACAAGCACGGGACCCAACUCGAAGACAUCCUUUAUACGUUCGAGGAAAACAACAUGUCGGAGGCUGAGGUGAUGCGUGCGCUCUACAGAACGAGGCAUGUGAUCGAGACGACAUCAUGCGGGACUUGGGACCGCUGUUUUGGUCGACUGCUUUUACUGCUUCUCGACGCUGCUACCGAUAAGAACACGAGAGCGCUAGAGGUGCUGCAGAAACUCGUCGCCGCGCAGCCUUCGCGGGCGCAAAUGUUUUCAGAGCUGCUUUUUCAGCGCUUGAUCGAUGCAACGGUCGGUCAAACCGGCGUGGCUUGCCAUCUGAUCAAGCGCAUUCUAGACGACCUGGUGCGCUCAGCUAGCGACCAGCAGCAGAUACUAGCACUGCUGAUGCCGCUAGUCUCGAGCAGCAAACCGCCCGUGCUGCCAAUGGUGCUGCGUCUUACCAAACUGUGCUUUCAGCAUUGCGAGCAGAGCUCGCGUGAGAAGGAUGUGACGUUCUUGCGCAAUGACGACGUGGUUGAUCGUCUCACAAAGUGCAUUGGUCACUCGAACUCGAGUGUCCGCAAGUGCGCCGUGGACUGCCUCGUGGCACUGCACUUUGCAGUCAUGGAAGACAGUCGAUUCGUGCCGACGUAUCUUGCUGCCAACGUCGAUGCGACGCAGCAACGACUUGUCGAGAUCUUCAUUGACCGUGCCAAGAUGACGCGCCGUCCAUCGUGUUGA
Hyaloperonospora brassicae is the source of this 4167-nucleotide messenger RNA. The record is from the annotation of a GenBank genome assembly. NCBI's taxonomy places the organism in Eukaryota, Oomycota, Peronosporomycetes, Peronosporales, Peronosporaceae.